UGUGUUAUUUUCUUACUUUUACAAAACGUAUAAAUACGACAUAUACUUUCCUUUUUUUUUUUAAACGGUUUGAUUUCAUAUCUGUCAGUUGUCCUUCAAUGUCGAUCACUAUUUCCAAAGAAACAUGCUCCGAUCCGAAUAAUGAUACUCUAUUACAAGCAAAGCAUCAUUUCCUCACCUUUGUCUCUACGAUCCAUACCCAUAAUUCAGUACUCCUACAACCACACCAACAACAACAACAACAGCAACAUUACCAUGUUUCUUUACCCCGUCUUUGUCCAUUGUCGAAUUCAGGCAUGAAACGUCCGCUAGAACCGCUACUGGUGGACAAUUUAAUCUAUGCUUCAGCUACUAUCAUUGACAGUAUGUGGUUCGGUCACAUACUCAGAAAAUCGCCCUCUGUUUCGGAGACAGGAGCAGCUACUACCGCUUCCACCGCGCUUUUUAUACGUGAAAUUCUAUCACGGUCAAAAGCCUCCUAUUCAAUGUUACAGUUGGCAUUAUUCUAUAUUCUACGCAUCAAAGGACCCAUUACUAUGUAUAUAAAGCAUCAGCAACAACAACCGCCUGCAAAUCAACAGUCAAACAUCAAUAAUGUGGUCUACUGUAGAAAACGAAUGUUUAUAGCUGCACUUAUGGCCGCUGCUAAAUUCUUGAACGACAAAAAUUUCAAAAACAAAACCUGGGCAACGUUAGCCAAUUUGGACGUCAAAGAAAUAAACAGAGCAGAGAUUAUUUUCCUAAAAUUGAUGGAUUAUCAAUUGUAUGUUAGUCAACACAUGUAUGAUACCUGGGUACGCUUGUUGUAUGAUUAUUUGGACGGAAGAGGAAGGCAUCUACAACCACCGCUGCAGCAACGCCCUUCGGCAGUAACAGCAGCCAAACCAGUGACCCUUCUCUCAGGAGCCACCUCUAACAAGUUGGACGCCUUGGACAAUACCAUGAGUCAUUAUCUACGGCGUCUUCACAUAGAGAAGGAUAUGGAAUCGUGGUAUUACGCCACUCUUGAACAGCACCCAAAAAGUCGAACGGCACUUUUCCCUUCUUAUUACGCAUGCUUAUUUUAUGGCAUUCAUCCUUCCGUUGGCUCUGAAGAAAACGUCAAGUUAGGAACCAAACGAGCUUUCCCAUCGAACUUGACAACAGCCUCCAAGGAUGAACCAAUGAGAAAAUCUAGCAAACACUAGACCAUAACUUGUAUUUUUACACAUCCAACCGAUAACCCACUUCAAUGAUACCUCCUGCUCUACUCUAUCUGUACUAUAGUAACUUAUUAGGGUUCUACUUUCCAUCUUUCCACCUUGUGCAUUUAAAUAAAAAUAAAACAACUUUAUGUUUUAUCUCGAGAUAAAUAACACCCUACAUUUUUUAGUUUAUUACGUAAUGUCAGGCAAAAAGAAAGGAUGGUUGAUUGCUAUGAGAAAGAUGCUAAACUUAUCAAAGGAAAGGCUAAUAAAGCCUUACAUAAGAGAAUUUUAUCCCUUUGAGCAACGCCUUGAAGGAUGAAAUGGAUGACUAAUUUACUUUUUUUUCAUGUGGUUUUUUUUUUUUUUUUUUUUUUUUUUUU
Molecule: messenger RNA, 1567 nt
Organism: Mycotypha africana
Lineage: Eukaryota; Fungi; Mucoromycota; Mucoromycetes; Mucorales; Mycotyphaceae
Exons: 1
Coding region: 99-1187 (362 amino acids)
Biological process (GO): regulation of cyclin-dependent protein serine/threonine kinase activity
Cellular component (GO): cyclin-dependent protein kinase holoenzyme complex; nucleus
Molecular function (GO): protein kinase binding; cyclin-dependent protein serine/threonine kinase regulator activity
Source: RefSeq, a predicted model, not a curated record